Nomascus leucogenys (northern white-cheeked gibbon) is the source of this 939-nucleotide messenger RNA. RefSeq names its product olfactory receptor family 2 subfamily T member 8. Gene Ontology annotation, molecular function: olfactory receptor activity; G protein-coupled receptor activity. Gene Ontology annotation, cellular component: membrane. Gene Ontology annotation, biological process: G protein-coupled receptor signaling pathway. The record is from RefSeq and is a predicted model, not a curated record. NCBI's taxonomy places the organism in Eukaryota, Metazoa, Chordata, Mammalia, Primates, Hylobatidae.
AUGGAAAAUGGGAGUCAUACCCCUUAUUUCAUUCUCCUAGGACUCUUUAACCACACCAGAGCCCACCAAGUCCUCUUCAUGAUGCUUCUGGCCAUCGUUUUGACCUCCCUGUUUGGCAAUGCCCUCAUGAUCCUCCUGAUUCACCGAGAACGCAGGCUCCACACGCCCAUGUACUUCCUCCUGAGCCAACUCUCCCUCAUGGACGUGAUGCUGGUUUCCACCACUGUGCCCAAAAUGGCGGCUGACUACUUGACCGGAAAUAAGGCCGUCUCUCGCGCUGGCUGUGGUGUGCAGAUCUUCUUCCUCCCCACACUGGGUGGUGGAGAGUGCUUCCUCUUAGCAGCCAUGGCCUAUGACCGCUACGCGGCUGUCUGCCACCCACUCCGAUAUCCCACUCUCAUGAGCUGGCAGCUGUGCCUGAGGAUGACCAUGUCGUCUUGGCUCCUGGGUGCAGCUGACGGGCUCCUGCAGGCUGUUGCUACCCUGAGCUUCCCAUAUUGCGGUGCACACGAGAUCGAUCACUUCUUCUGCGACGCCCCCGUGCUGGUGCGUUUGGCUUGUGCUGACACUUCAGUCUUCGAAAACGCCAUGUACAUCUGCUGUGUGUUAAUGCUCCUGGUCCCCUUGUCUCUCAUCCUGUCCUCCUAUGGUCUCAUCCUCGCCGCUGUUCUCCACAUGCGCUCUACAGAAGCCCGCAAGAAGGCCUUUGCCACCUGCUCUUCACAUGUGGCUGUGGUGGGACUCUUUUAUGGAGCUGCCCUUUUUAUCUAUAUGAGACCCAAAUCCCACAGGUCCACUAACCACGAUAAGGUUGUGUCAGCCUUCUAUACUAUGUUCACCCCUUUACUAAACCCCCUCAUCUACAGUGUGAGGAACAGUGAGGUCAAGGAAGCCCUGACAAGGUGUAUGGGUCGGUGUGUGGCCUUCAGUCACGAAUAA